Molecule: messenger RNA, 2553 nt
Organism: Macadamia integrifolia
Lineage: Eukaryota; Viridiplantae; Streptophyta; Magnoliopsida; Proteales; Proteaceae
Product: cationic amino acid transporter 9, chloroplastic-like
Exons: 9
Coding region: 52-1725 (557 amino acids)
Biological process (GO): transmembrane transport; amino acid transport
Cellular component (GO): membrane
Molecular function (GO): amino acid transmembrane transporter activity
Source: RefSeq, a predicted model, not a curated record
AAUCUCGAUUUCGAUCCUCUCAAGUCUCAUCUCUUAGUCGUUUUGUCCAUAAUGGCAGAGCGGAAGAGAUACUCUGGUUCUGGUAUAUCUUCGUCUUCUUGGUUCUCUCACUUUCGGUCUUCAGCCGUUAGAUCCAAGCCUCUAGUUAGUUCUUCCUUGGAUACUACUGUCCGUACAGGUUCUGGUGAAGCUCUCGUUCGUCGUCUCGGACUCUUCGAUCUUAUACUUUUAGGUAUCGGUGCAUCAAUUGGUGCUGGUAUCUUUGUCGUCACCGGAACCGUUGCUCGCGAUGCUGGACCUGCUGUCACAGUUAGUUUCAUUCUGGCUGGAGCAUCCUGUGUGCUUAAUGCACUCUGUUAUGCCGAAUUGGCAUCCCGUUUUCCUGCUGUUGUUGGUGGAGCAUACUUGUAUUCAUACUCAGCAUUCAAUGAGCUUACAGCAUUUCUCGUGUUUGGACAACUGAUGCUUGAUUACCAUAUUGGGGCAGCUAGCAUAGCACGAAGCUUGGCAAAUUAUUUUGUGAACAUACUGGAGCUCUUUCCCUUAUUCAAGGAUCACAUUCCAAGCUGGAUUGGCCAUGGUGGUAAAGAGUUCUUUGGAGGAGCUCUAUCGAUUAACAUAUUAGCUCCAAUUCUCCUAGCUGUUUUGACAAUUAUUCUCUGCCUCGGUGUUCGAGAAUCAUCUGCUUUGAACUCAAUUAUGACUAUCACAAAGUUAAUUAUUGUGUUCAUUGUCAUUGCGGUUGGUUCUUUUGAGGUUGACGUAUCAAAUUGGUCUCCUUUUGCUCCAAAUGGGUUUAAAGCAGUAAUGACUGGAGCAACAGUAGUAUUUUUUGCGUACGUUGGAUUUGAUGCAGUGGCUAAUUCAGCUGAAGAAUCUAAAAAACCACAGAGGGAUUUACCAAUAGGAAUCCUUGGAAGUCUUCUUGCUUGUGCAAUAUUAUAUGUUGCUGUCUGCUUAGUGAUCACUGGAAUGGUACCGUACAAGUUUCUUGGUGAAGAUGCUCCCUUAUCUGCAGCUUUUACAUCAAAGGGCUUGAAAUAUGUUACUAUAUUGAUUAGCAUAGGUGCUGUUGCUGGGCUUACUACAACCCUUCUAGUUGGCUUGUAUGUUCAGUCUCGGUUAUAUUUUGGGCUUGGAAGGGAUGGUCUACUGCCUUCAAUAUUUGCAAAAGUACACUGUACACGUCACACUCCUGUUCACUCUCAGGUUUGGGUUGGUGUGGUUGCUGGCAUCUUGGGAGGACUAUUUAAUGUACAUGUACUCUCACACAUUCUUUCGGUUGGCUCGUUGACAGGCUACUCUGUCGUUGCAGCAUGUGUUGUAAGCCUUCGUUGGAAGGAUAGAGCAUCAAGUCUAGUUUCUUCAAGGUGGAUUUCAAAUUGGCGGGAAGGUGUCAUAUGCCUUGUCGCAGUUGCCUGCAGUGGGUUUGUUGCAGGGCUUUGCUACCGUUUUGAUGCUCUUAUCUGGUUGCUGGUACCUAUAAUAACAGGAAUACUUGCUGCAGUUGCUCUAUAUUAUCGACAAGACUAUGUGGAACCAUCAGGGUUUUCUUGUCCAGGAGUUCCCAUCGUUCCAGCUGUUUGCAUCUUCUUCAACAUAUUCUUGUUUGGUCAGCUACACUAUGAAGCAUGGAUAAGAUUUGUGGUCCUCAGCAUUGUUUCAGUUGGUAUCUAUGCAUUUUACGGGCAGUAUCAUGCUGAUCCGGAAGCUGACCCUGCGUGACUUGGUUUAAAUGGCUGACUAGCUGUGGGAAAAAAGGAUUGCCGGGUGUACAUGAGUUCCUUUCAGGCACAAGAAUGGGAAGCUGCAAAUUUUUAGCUUACGCAAUGCAAUGGCUCAUCGAUUGUCUCCUGGAAUCAUCUCCCUCACACCUUCCUCUCCUUUCUAUAAGAGGGAAGAUGUUUGACCAGUUAUUAUGUAUGCAUUCACUCAUAUAAGUGGUUGUCUUCCCAAAUGAAGUCACUUUAGCUCCUUUUCAACUAUCUCCCUACUCAAGCCUUUCUUAUCCACCGCCUAAUACCUGUUAAUCCUUCCUGUUAUCUCUGCCCCUCAAGUACUGAAGACAUUCCCUACCUCUUCUUUCUCUUGCCCUUUCUCCUCCGUGGUUUGGAAGUCUGUUAUCUCCAAAUGCUGGCCCAAUAUCAGAUCCAUCCUUCCCUUUGAUAGAGAAUACAUUUGGAUUGAUAUGACAUUUUCUAGCCCUUCUAUCUGUGACACUGUGGGUAAAUUGGCUUUUUGCGCUACUAUAAACCAUCUCUGGAUGGAGCGCAAUAUUCGUAGAAGGACCCCCAAAUCUAGGUCUCUGGACCAGAUUUGGAAAGUUAUCUAUUUUGAUGUUAUUUCUAAAGUCCAGAGCAUUCACACUCGUUUCCCCCGCUCCGUCCCUUUUAACCCAAAAACUGUUAUAUCAUUUCUUCUUGGAACCUUCAGGUUGACCUCAUUCAGCCUACUUGAGCUGUCAGUUGAAAGCUGCUCCCCUUCCCUUCUUGUCUUUGUUGUAGCUUUGUGUUGUCUUUUAUAUUUUUUUUGAUUCCCUUCGGUUUGGCUUUC